AGCCCAAUCAAGUCAACACUACUCUGGACUACGCUAUCUGCCCAAGCUUUGGCAACGCUGCGAGUCUCCAGCAACUUGUAAACUCACUCCUCCAUUGUAUCAAAUAAACAACAAGAAUGGUGGGCUCUCGACCGGAGGAGGUAACGCUACCAACGCGUUUCAUCUGCAAGACUGCACAUUUAGUGGCUAUCCUCGCGGUGCUCUUCGACGUGGGCGCUCUUGUCAGCGGCAUGCUCCAAAUUGACCCGAACAGCCCCUCCACAAGCAAAGCGGACCUAGACCACUAUGAUUCGACCAAGUCGCAAAUAUCGGGACUGUGUUACGGAGCCAUUGCCUGCUUCGGUAUUGAGUAUAUCACCCUCUUCCUCGGGAUAUCCAUGUUCUUCCCGGUUGCCAUGUCGCUAAACAUUCUGGCUCAUUUUACCGGCACCAUCCUCAUAUGCCUGUGGUACACAGACAACUGGAACUUCGACUCCUUCGUGGCGUUCUUCGUAGUGUUCAACGCAUUACCAGCGCUGUUGGAGGUCCUGAUGCUGGUCUUCGUCACCAAGUUCAGCUUCCUUAAGUACUGAGGCUCUACAAGAUGGGUCUCAUUUGUGUGUAGAAAUGGAUAAGGCGCGGUGGUGGCGGGGCGGUCUUGGGCGCUUGCAUCGGGGGCGCUGUGAUGACGUGGGCCGCACCCACAGCUCAGGUGGCGGGUGGCCCCGACCAACAUCUACUUGUGGGUGCAAGCAUCUGCUCUGCGAGUGUUAAUUGUGAACAGGCUGUGGCACCUCAAUGUGUGAGCAUAACACGAGUGGCUUGGCUUUGCUCGAGACCGCUAGAAGCGGACCGGUCAUCCGAUCCCACGGUCCUUGACAAGGUAGCAACUGGCUGGCGUUUUGGUGUGGCGUGACGGAAGAGGGAGUGCCAAAGGCUUUGGCUGCAGGAUGAUGACAGCGUGAUGACUGACGCUUAUGUCGUCCAAUGCAUAAGAACGUAUGAGGUUUAGGUGUCCUGAUUACGGGCGCUCUGACGAAGGGGGUCAGCGUGCCUGCGGGCGUGGCGUGCCACAGUGGUGGCGUACCAAAUACCAGCCUGGCGAUGGCGUUGCCCGGUUGACACACGUAUGCAUUGCACAGUAUCAUACUGAAGUAAGCAAUGUAACUGGUCAAAUUC
Molecule: messenger RNA, 1158 nt
Organism: Chlamydomonas reinhardtii
Lineage: Eukaryota; Viridiplantae; Chlorophyta; Chlorophyceae; Chlamydomonadales; Chlamydomonadaceae
Exons: 4
Coding region: 117-572 (151 amino acids)
Biological process (GO): protein localization to ciliary transition zone; non-motile cilium assembly
Cellular component (GO): MKS complex
Source: RefSeq, a predicted model, not a curated record